Messenger RNA from Caenorhabditis briggsae, 1512 nucleotides. It is a transcript of the gene Cbr-cyp-35D1, whose product is annotated as Protein CBR-CYP-35D1. The transcript is spliced from 6 exons. NCBI's taxonomy places the organism in Eukaryota, Metazoa, Nematoda, Chromadorea, Rhabditida, Rhabditidae. Gene Ontology annotation, cellular component: cytoplasm; intracellular membrane-bounded organelle. Gene Ontology annotation, biological process: xenobiotic metabolic process. Gene Ontology annotation, molecular function: iron ion binding; oxidoreductase activity, acting on paired donors, with incorporation or reduction of molecular oxygen, reduced flavin or flavoprotein as one donor, and incorporation of one atom of oxygen; heme binding. The coding region runs from base 1 to 1512 and encodes 503 amino acids. The record is from RefSeq and is a predicted model, not a curated record.
AUGAUUCUGUUAUUGUCAUUUUGUCUAUUACUAAUUUUCUGGAUUAUUUCAAAUUUUCGGAAAGGAUCAAAUUUGCCUCCCGGACCCACACCUCUUCCAUUAAUUGGAAAUAUUCAUCAACUGAUUUACCUGAUAUGGAAAUUAAAUGGAAUUGUGCCAACAUUGGAUUUUUAUAGAAAGAAAUACGGAAACGCCUAUACCAUUUGGCUGGGACCAAUGCCCACUGUCAACAUAACGGAUUACGAAAUGGCUCAUGAGAUUUUCGUUAAAAAUGGGAAAAAGUGUCAGGAUCGACAACUGGCGCCAGUUCUUGAGCAUAUUUCAGGCGGCCACGGCAUCCUAGCGGCGAAUGGAGAAAACUGGGCAGAAAUGAGGCGAUUCACUUUGCUCUCCUUUCGAAAAAUGGGAGUGGGAAGUGGCCUAAUGGAGAAGAAGAUCAUGGCUGAACUUGAUGGAAGAUGCUCCGAACUGGACGCUGAAAUUGAUAAGAAUGGAAAAGUGACAGUUCCAGUCGAUUUCUUCGAUUUGACAGUUGGAAGUGUUAUCAAUAGUUUGCUGGUUGGAAAGCGAUUCGAUGAGAAUUCAAAGGACGAAUUUUUGAAAAUCAAAAAAAUGUUCGAUGACUCAUCGGAGACGUUUAACCUUUUCGAUUUGAAUGUGCCUGUGUGGUUUUUGAAAUGGGUGCUUCCUUGGAGGUUCCGAAUCACGUGGGAUGCAAGACAGAAUAUUUUGAGUCAUGUGGGAAAAGAAGCGGUUGAGAGGUUUCAAAAACUGAAAGAUGGAACUUAUGAUCUGGAUUCUGAGGAACCUAAAGAUCUAGUGGAUUGCUUUUUGGCAAAAAUGAGAUCAGAAAAUGAAAAAGGACAAGAUGGCCAUCCAGGAUACAACAUGGACGCUCUGAAACUCGUGCUCCACGACUUAUGGCUCGCUGGUCAAGGCACAACUGCCACUUCUCUCUACGUCGGGUUCUUGAAACUUGUGACCCAUCCAUCCGUGAUUUUGAAAAUUCAAAAAGAGCUUCUAAAAAUCACCCAAGGCUCCAGGGACCUCACUCUCCAGGACAGACCCAACACACCAUACUUAAAUGCCACAAUUGCAGAAAUUCAAAGAUUCACUUCGGUGUUAAAUGUGAAUUUUUGGAGAAUAAAUGAUGAAUUAAUCAGCUUUCGAGGAUUCCAAGUUCCGGCUGGAACAAUGAUGACUGCUCAAAUUGGAGCUCUUCAUGUGAAUGAGCAACUUUUCGAAAAUCCAGAUGAAUUCGAUCCGGAGAGAUUUUUAAGGAACGAAAAGCUUCUUCAACAAUUGAUACCAUUUGGAAUCGGAAAACGAUCGUGUGUAGGAGAACAGUUGGCACGAUCGGAGCUGUACUUGGUCCUGGGAAACUUGCUACUUCGCUACGACAUCCGUGCUCAUGGUGCACUUCCAACCAACAUGGAUGUGUUCCCGUAUAGUUCUGCAAAACUUCCCGACACUUCUGGAAAAUUUGAAUUCAGAAAGAUUCAAAAAACGUAG